Messenger RNA from Cladophialophora immunda, 1608 nucleotides. RefSeq lists its product as uncharacterized. The transcript has a single exon. The record is from RefSeq and is a predicted model, not a curated record. Lineage: Eukaryota; Fungi; Ascomycota; Eurotiomycetes; Chaetothyriales; Herpotrichiellaceae. The coding region runs from base 157 to 1608 and encodes 483 amino acids. Gene Ontology annotation, molecular function: lyase activity.
UCCGAGAUCAGGAACAAGAAAUCAGAAACCAAAACCAGAGAUCUUCAUCAACGCCACCACUGCUCUUGUCGUGCUGCCUUUGUGCUCGACUGUCGCUAGAUCUCACGGAAUCAACUCAACCCGUGGCACUCGGCGCCCUCCUAGCUUGAUACAAACAUGUCGCCUGGUGCGGCCACCAACGCCACUGACUUUGGCCCGACCAAGAAGGUGUCUCAAUGGAUCGCGUCCGUCAAGUUGGAGGACAUUCCUGAGGACAUCCGCACCCGCGCCAAGUACCUCAUUCUCGAUGGCCUUGCCUGUGGCCUCAUGGCCGCACACCUGCCCACGUGCGAGAAGGCAGUCAAUAUCCUCGCGGCCCUCGAGCCAGCCGCAGGUGACGCCGUCCUGUUCGGCUGGGCCGGGAAGAAGGUCACGCCGUUGACCUCCGCUCUGCUCAACGGUACCUUCAUCCAGGGCUUCGAACUCGACGACUGGCACAGCGAGGCGCCCCUGCACUCCAACAGUAUCAUUUUGCCCGCCCUGCUGGCGGCCGCCCAGCACUUGAAGAUGGAAAAGAGCGUCUCCGGCCCCGAGUUUCUCCUCGCCACCCUCGUUGGCUUCGAAGUCGGCCCACGCGUCGGCCGCGGUCUGCACGGCGCCCACAUCCUCUCCACCGGUUGGCACUCGGGGGCCGUCUUCGGCCCUUCCGCCUCUGCCGCCAGCGUCAGCAAGCUCUUCGGCCUCAGCGCUGAGAGUGUCGAGGACGCUCUUGGCAUCGCCUGCACCCAGGCUUGCGGUCUCAUGUCCGCACAGUUUGAGAGUGAGGUCAAGCGCAUGCAGCACGGCUUCGCGGCCCGUAGUGGCCUCAUGGCCGCCUUCCUCGCCCGCGGCGGCUACAUCGGCAUCAAGAAUGUCUACGAGAGGGAGUAUGGAGGCUUCUUGAAGCAGUUCAGCGGCGGCAACGGCAAGAGCCCCCAGUUCCUGCCGGAGGAGGUCAGCAAGGAUCUCGGCAUCAGGUGGCAGACCAACUCUAUUCGCGUCAAACCCUACGCCUGCGUCGCCGCCGUCCACGGCGCCAUCGACUGUGUCCGCUUCCUACAGCAGCGCUACCCGGAGCGUUUUCGAGCCAACCAGAUCCAGGACAUCAAGAAAAUCCACAUCAAGUCGGGCCCAGUCAACUUUCACCACGGUGGCUGGAAGGCCGCCCGGCCCCUCACCAAUACCGGCGCCCAGAUGAGCGCCACCUUUGCCGUCGCCACCCAGAUCAUCCACAACCAGGUCCUCGCCGCCCAAUUCAGGAAUGACAUGCUCGAGAAUAAUGACGUUUGGAAGCUCGUGGACCUCAGCGACUGCGAGCUCGCUCCGGAGUAUCCUCACGGCCAGCACAGCAUGACCAUCGAGUUCGCCGACGGCAGCUCGGUGUCGCAGCUUGUGGAAAACUCCAGGGGUGUCAAGCCGCCUCUGACCAACGAGGAGAUUGUCGAGAAGUGGAGGAACCUCACCAAGGACAUCAUGGACUCGGAAAUCGUGCGGAAGAUCGAGGAGAUCAUCUUGUCGCUGGACACACUGGGUGACAUUUCGCCGCUGUAUGAGCUCUUGAGCACAAAGACCACGAAUCCCAUAGCAUAG